Hordeum vulgare subsp. vulgare (domesticated barley) is the source of this 1568-nucleotide messenger RNA. Its product is annotated as CASP-like protein 4A3. The record is from RefSeq and is a predicted model, not a curated record. The coding region runs from base 79 to 1287 and encodes 402 amino acids. The transcript has 3 exons. NCBI's taxonomy places the organism in Eukaryota, Viridiplantae, Streptophyta, Magnoliopsida, Poales, Poaceae.
UGCUCUUCAGUCGCCACACUCCCACUUGAGCACGAGCCCACACUGGCACACAUCCCACAGCCACCAGGUGCUGCGACCAUGGAAAAAGCGAGCAGCUCCUCCAUGGCCUCCCCAGUCCGCUCACCGCCACCGGAGCCGGCGACCGAGGCACAACCACCUCCUCCUUCGUCGCCCUCAUCACAGCUUCUGGCUGCCGAUCCCUCUCUCCUCUCGCCGGAUAACCCAACCCCAGCUCCUCCCCUUCCUGCCGCACCUACAAUUACUGCUCCGCCGCCGGAUGGCGCCGGCGAUUCCUCUCCACCGUCGCCUCCCUCGUCCCCAGAGGCUCCAACGCAUCCACCACUUUCCACCACCGAUCCUUCUCCUCCCCUCCCUCGCGUGAAUCAAACAUCAGCGCCGCGGCGGGCGCCCCCUCCCCCUCCCGGUCCGGUUCCCGCUCUAGCGCCACCACCUCCACCAACACCGGUGUCUCCGGAAGCUAAACCGGAGCAGGAGGCAGAUGAAGCUCCCGGCGAAUCGGAGAACAUGACGCUAGCUCUUGCGCCGACCCAAAACGAAGCAGUGAUGCCGCCGACGCCACAGAAGGACGCGGUCAUGGCUGAAUCCCCGACCGGAUCUCCGCAGAAGGAGUCAGCCCUGACAGUAGCGAAGCUCCUCUCGGCCGAGGACCCCGCGGCAACGGAUGCCAAGCCGGUCGUCGACAAGGUAGCACCUGCGGUAGUCACCGAGUCAGUCGCCAGCGGCGGCGGGGGCAGGGGCGGAGGCAAAAUCGGAGUGGGCUCCAAGAGAUGGCUCCUUAGCGGGGUCCCAGAUAAACUACGGCGCUCUGAGCUGAAGAGGGCUGAGCUAGGGUUUAGGGUUUCAGCUGUCGUGUUCUGCUUGAUCUCGCUCUCUGUCAUGUCGGCUGGCACUACGCCGGGCUGGGCUGGCGACUCCUUCCGCCGCUACAACGAAUACAGGUACACGCUUGCUGCGAGCGUGAUGGCUUUUACAUACUCGGGGUUCCAAUUGGUUGCAGAAGUGCACUACCUUGUCACGGGGAGGCGCAUAAUUGGAGGCUCCUGGGGCAACUACUUCAAUCUCGCCAUGGAUCAGGUAUUGGCUUACCUGCUGCUGUCAGCGUCUUCAGCAGCGCUUUCUCGCAAUGAUGUUUGGGUAUCUAGAUUUGGUGUGGAUCAAUUCGCCAAACUUAUCAAUGCCUCAGGCUCAAUGGCGUUCUUAGCUUUCAUUGCUCUUGGUCUGAGCUCCAUCAUCUCUGCACAUCGUCUAUUCAGCUCAAUCUCUUAAACCUGUCGUGUGCAUUACUGAUGUAAAUAUAAUGAUGCUAUAGAUGUACGUUAGGCAUGCCAGCCUUGAUUUUCCUUUCUUUGUGGCUUGUCACUUGUGCGACCCUUAUUCUCUGCAACUUAUGUAGUUAUGUUCCUGAUUGUGUCGCAACAAUACAUUGAAUUCAAGGCAGGAUGUUCGAAAACCGGUGGAUGUACCGAGUAUACGAGCUUACCAACUGAGGGCCCUAUUCUUCUGUAAUAAAAUGUUAUAGAGACAUAAUAAGGGAUUAAAAUUUAAAA